CCGCUCGCGGCUUGCUGCUUGCUGCUUGCUGCUCGCUGCUCGAUUUGUGCAAUGCUGUAGAUCGCCACGAUGCAUUGGAGGGGAUGUCAAAGGUAGUGGAGCUCCUGAUCGAUCGGCGCCAAAGCCAUGAAUUUUCGCACGCGCGACCGAGAAUGUAGCCUCCCCGCUGCCGGAUUUCGUUAGAGAUGGAGGAAAUCGAGCACGUCGUGCAGGUUUUCCGGGGGAUGCACUUCAACGAGAGGGCGUUGGAGAGGAAGUAUGCGAUGGCCUUCACAGGGCCGAUCGAUCAGCUCUUUGACGACGAAAGCGUCAGGAUUGCUGCCGCCAGAGCGCUAGAGAACAACGGAGGGGAUUUGAGCGCAAUCGGAGACAAUGGCUACAGGGCCGUGAUACAUGAGCUCUUUCUUCUACAGAAGUGCGUCGAGAAGGAUCCCAUGCGUGUUGGUGUGCCGCGAGUAGAACUACCCAGCCCGCUAGCGAAGAAGGCGAAGGCUAAUGCUUGGAGUUCUAGCCGACCCAAGCCUGGACAGCUAUUGCUGGAAGCGGCUACUGAGAAGCUUGCGGCCACCGAGGACUCGAGAAUCUGCAGCAAUGUUUGUGACGAGAACUUUGCGUCCACUUCCGGCCGAGACGAGGAACUUCCGGAGUUCCCUCCUGGCUUUGAAGAUUUUGGAAAGGUAAUGCUGCUGCCAGUUCGUCAAGCUUAUGACUGGGGGAUUGUCGUCCAAGGCUGUGAGCUCUCGGAGUUGAAGGGGCUGCUCCAUAGCAGAUUGGAGAUCGUUCCAGCGCCGGCCGAUGAACUCGCCAUUGUUUCGUGCGAGGACAGUGGUGGAGUUUUCAAGUUUGUGUCGGGCGUGGUGGCGGAGAUGUUUUAUGAGGCUUGCGUGACGAGUCCACCUGUGGUACAAGGGAGGGAGCUUUCCGUUCAGAGGCUGUACGCGCCGGCUGAGAUUCCUUCCGUGGACUUCGCGUGGCGAUCCUCGUCAACUUUGGUUUACUUUCGGGGAGACGGGGCCCGGAGCAGCCUCAAGCAGCACUUUGAGAAAGUUUUGCCGGAAAAAAACGUUGGAGAGGUGGUCCGAUCGAUGCAUAUCUUUCCGGAGGGAUUUGACGCACUGGUGGAGCUGGAGUCGGACCUGGUAGCGGAUCUAUUCUUUUACCGGUGCGGCAAGAACAGGUGCUUGGAAUGGGAUUUCCUGGUCUGUCGUAGCAAGGUCAUGCCACCGGACGACGAAGUGGAGCCCUUCAUCGACGUAGUGUCCAUACCUGACUUGAACUGGCCGAUCAAGAGCAUCAACCAGGCAGCGGACAGCAACAAGGUGCCACAGCCGGCAUCCAAGAGGCUUGAGAUUCGGCUUCUUCCCGAUAGUGUCCAGGCCGUCAAGGCGAAAGAUACUCAGGCUGCGGGUGAAACACAGUUGCCGGUCAGCGAUUAUGAUACUCGGGCGCUCCGAGGCGAUGGCAACUUGAAGACUGGCACUACUAAGGCUCCCCGUCCGACGAAAGGAAAAGAGAUUCCGUUUCAACUUCGACUCAUGCCUGCGAGCAAAAAGCUGGUGGUUCUCGAGGAUGAUAGAGCUUGUCUUGCAACGUUUUUCGAGACCCUUCUCCUGCGGAGAAAACCGGACGAGUGCUGUCAAGUCUGCAGUCCUCGGCCCAACAUGUCGAUCGUCAAGUGCAGCUCCGAAGCUGCGGCGGACGCCAUCAUGGAUGCGUACGUCGAAGAGCCGCAGAAGUUUAUCGUCGACGGCCAACCGCUUCAGGUCCUCCGAGACAGGUCUUACCAUCGUCCCGGCGCGGUCAACAAAAUGUAUACCGUGGAGGACGAGGACCCAGGUGAAGUCAGCGUCUCGGGCCUUCCGGAUCUCCCACCGCAGUUACUCAAGGCGGCUCUUCGCGAGCUCCUGGACAGGACGUUCGCGUCGGACUCAUCCGUCAAAGAGCACGGAAACGGGCUGUUCAAGGAGUACCAUCAGAAACACGGCCUUCGAGCAUCACGGCCCCAAGAGAGCACCGGAGCGAGGCUGGAGCCACAAACUUGA
This is a messenger RNA of Selaginella moellendorffii, 2042 nucleotides long. RefSeq lists its product as uncharacterized. The record is from RefSeq and is a predicted model, not a curated record. Bases 186 to 2042 code for a protein of 618 amino acids. Lineage: Eukaryota; Viridiplantae; Streptophyta; Lycopodiopsida; Selaginellales; Selaginellaceae. The transcript has 3 exons.